AUUAGCUGUUCCCAGGGGUAUAUAUGUGUAGUGGAGAGGUUGUCUGGCCAACGUAGUAAAUACCACGGGGAACAGCUUCAGCAAGAUGCAAGUCAUUCUCAUUGUGUUACUGGCUGUGGCAGGUGUAUUUGGGGCGUGCCCGUACGGUCACGAGGCCGUGUGGGAGGUGCAGAGAUGUAUGGAGCCGAUGGAGGCGCUGGCGUACAGGGGUGGAGACGUCGACUUCCACACAGGCUGCAGAGCAGCAAUAUCAAUGGUCAACUGCAUGGACACACUGAAGCACAACUGUCGCCGUAAUCCCCAUGUUCAAAUGAUAGUUGGCAACUUCCAACACAUGAGAAACCAUCUCUACAACAUGUGUGCGGGUCGAAAGCGCUCACUCCCUGACGAUGACACAAGAGACGUUCUCGGUGUCGUUAAACAACACAUGGAUCAUCUGAAACGCUUUGUAGGCAGGCAAUGAAGUACAUGAUGAGAGAAACCCUGCCUGCGUUUUCAAAUAUCACACAUUUCGAAUGUCAACCAUGGAAUCGCAAAAGAGAUGUUUAUGCCUUUACAGAAUAAAUUUAUACAUAUACUAUUCUA
Haliotis rufescens (red abalone) is the source of this 585-nucleotide messenger RNA. RefSeq lists its product as uncharacterized. Bases 86 to 463 code for a protein of 125 amino acids. The record is from RefSeq and is a predicted model, not a curated record. Lineage: Eukaryota; Metazoa; Mollusca; Gastropoda; Lepetellida; Haliotidae. The transcript has 5 exons.